Molecule: messenger RNA, 1012 nt
Organism: Dendrobium catenatum
Lineage: Eukaryota; Viridiplantae; Streptophyta; Magnoliopsida; Asparagales; Orchidaceae
Product: probable xyloglucan endotransglucosylase/hydrolase protein 23
Exons: 3
Coding region: 1-864 (287 amino acids)
Biological process (GO): cell wall biogenesis; xyloglucan metabolic process
Cellular component (GO): cell wall; apoplast
Molecular function (GO): hydrolase activity, hydrolyzing O-glycosyl compounds; xyloglucan:xyloglucosyl transferase activity
Source: RefSeq, a predicted model, not a curated record
AUGGCUUCUUCUUCUUCUCUAUGUUCUUCAUUAAGUUUCUUGCUUGUUUUAUCUUUCAUGGCCGGCUUUGCAAGUUUAGUAAACGCCGGAAACUUCGAUCAGGAUGUGGAUAUCAGUUGGGGUGAUGGCCGUGGAAAAAUUCUUAACAAUGGCCAGCUUCUUUCUCUUUCGCUUGACAAAAGCUCUGGCUCUGGCUUCCAGUCUAAGAACGAGUAUCUCUUUGGCAAGAUUGAUACGCAGAUAAAGCUCGUCGCCGGCAACUCUGCCGGAACUGUCACCGCUUACUACUUGUCUUCCCAAGGACCAACUCAUGACGAGGUCGAUUUCGAGUUCCUCGGCAACCUCAGCGGCGACCCUUACAUAUUGCACACCAAUCUGUUCUCCCAAGGCAAGGGCAACAGAGAGGUUCAGUUCUAUCUCUGGUUUGAUCCCACCAAAGACUUCCACACCUAUUCCAUCUUAUGGAAUCCAAUCCACAUUGUAUUCUAUGUGGAUGGGAUCCCAAUCAGAGAAUUCAAGAAUCUGGAAGCUACAAAGGGCGUGCCUUUCCCAAAGAACCAGCCUAUGAAACUAUAUGCCAGUCUUUGGGAUGCUGAGGAUUGGGCGACAAGAGGAGGGCUAGUGAAGACAGAUUGGACUCAGGCGCCUUUCGUUGCCUCUUUCAGGAGCUUCAAUGCCGACGGAUGCGUCGAAGGCGACGGCGGUUCGUCCUGUAACUCCAAGGGUUGGAUGAACCAGGAGUUGGAUGGUGAGAGCUUGAAUAGGCUGAGAUGGGUGCAGAAGAACUAUAUGGUUUACAAUUACUGCAGUGAUGUGAAGAGGUUUCCCCAGGGGCUUCCUACUGAAUGUUCUGCUAGUAAUUAAGUUGGUAAGUAAAUGUUCUUUUGUGUGGAGGUUUCUGAUUAUUUGGUGUGUAUUGUUGUGGAAGUGGUGCUUAAUGAGAUUUUUGCGUGGUGGUGUACUGAGAGGAUGUAUUGUGCAUUUAUGAUAAAUUAGAUUGGUUGUAUUCAGG